Molecule: messenger RNA, 252 nt
Organism: Helobdella robusta
Lineage: Eukaryota; Metazoa; Annelida; Clitellata; Rhynchobdellida; Glossiphoniidae
Exons: 2
Source: RefSeq, a predicted model, not a curated record
UAUGAACUGCACUACGACACGAUGCACAGAAAUGUUUGUUGCCAUUGUUCAGUUCGACUGCCAACUAGUCACCUACUCGACAUCCACAUCAGAGAACUUCAUGCCACUUCUUACGAUCGAGCCCUGCUCAUCAGUCAUGAUGAUAAUUGUUGUGGAGAAUUCAGUACAGCAGCCUUGAGGAAGGAGCACAUGAUUGACGCACACCAGUACCCACCCAACUUCAGGUACUUUCAAUACUUGGGGAGAGAUGAU